AUGCUCCUGCUGCGCUGCCCGCUGCUNNUGCUGCUGCUGCUGCUGCCACUCAGCUCCAGGCCCCAGAAGUUACCUACCAGAGAUGAGGAGCUCUUCCAAAUGCAGAUCCGGGACAAAGCGUUUUUUCAUGAUUCAUCAGUCAUCCCAGAUGGAGCCGAAAUUAGCAGCUACCUCUUCCGAGACACGCCUAAAAGGUUUUUCUUUGUGGUUGAAGAGGACAACACUCCCUUGGCAGUGACAGUAACACCAUGUGAUGCCCCCCUGGAGUGGAAACUGAGUGUGCAAGAGCUCCCAGAAGAAGCCAGUGGAGAAGGUUCAGGUGAACCAGAACCUCUUGAGCAACAGAAACAGCAGAUUACUAACGAGGAAGGCACAGAGCUGUUCUCUUACAAAGGCAACGAUGUUGAGUACUUUGUGUCCGCUAGUUCCCCGUCUGGUUUGUACCAACUAGAUCUGCUGUCGACAGAGAAAGAUACGCAUUUUAAAGUGUACGCAACCACUACUCCAGAGUCGGACCAACCUUAUCCUGAAUUACCUUACGAUCCUAGAAUCGAUGUCACUUCUCUGGGACGUACAACAGUGACGCUGGCGUGGAAACCAAGUCCCACCGCCUCCUUACUGAAACAGCCAAUUCAGUAUUGCAUAGUCAUCAAUAAAGAACACAAUUUCAAAAGCCUCUGUGCUGUUGAAGCCAAGCUCAGUUCUGAUGAUGCCUUCAUGAUGGCUCCAAAACCAGGUCUGGAUUUCAGUCCCUUUGACUUUGCCCACUUUGGCUUCCCCUCAGACAACAACUCUGGCAAAGAACGUGGUUUCCUAAAAUCAUCAUCAAAGUUUGGGCGCCAAACAUCGUCCAAGCCGAGAGUUGACCUGCAUAAAGUUUGUAUUGGAAACAAGAACAUCUUCACAGUGUCUGACCUGAAGCCCGAUACGCAGUACUACUUUGACAUGUUUGCAGUAAAUACCAACAGCAACAUGAGCACCGCAUACAUUGGCACCUUUGCCAGAACAAAGGAGGAGGCUAAGCAGAAAACAGUUGAACUGAAGGAUGGCAAAGUUACAGAUGUAUUCAUCAAGAGAAAGGGAGCCAAAUUUCUACGGUUUGCUCCUGUUUCGUCUCACCAAAAAGUCACCUUCUCCAUUCAUUCAUGCCUGGAUGCUGUUCAGAUCCAAGUUAGAAGAGAUGGAAAACUCCUCUUGUCUCAAAACGUGGAGGGUGUGAGGCAGUUCCAGCUUCGGGGAAAAGCAAAAGCUAAAUAUCUCAUUAGGCUGAAAGGAAGCAAAAAAGGUGCUUCUAUGCUGAAGAUCCUGGCUACAACAAGGCCUAACAAGCAGUCGUUUCCUUCUCUUCCUGAAGAUACGCGAAUCAAAGCUUUUGACAAACUCCGCACGUGUUCUUCGGUCACGGUGGCGUGGCUGGGCACGCAGGAGAGAAACAAAUUCUGCAUCUACAAAAGGGAAGUGGAUGACAAUUACAAUGAAGAGCAGAAGAAAAGGGAGCAGAACCAGUGCUUGGGUCCAGAUACGAGGAAGAAAUCGGAAAAGGUUCUCUGUAAAUACUUCCACAGUCAGAACAUCCAGAAAGCAGUGACCACAGAGACAAUCAGAGGCCUGCAGCCUGGCAAGUCCUACCUGCUGGACGUUUAUGUGAUAGGGCACGGCGGGCACUCUGUGAAAUAUCAGAGCAAACUGGUGAAAACGAGGAAGUUCUGUUAG
Egretta garzetta (little egret) is the source of this 1713-nucleotide messenger RNA. RefSeq names its product neuron derived neurotrophic factor (gene NDNF). The record is from RefSeq and is a predicted model, not a curated record. Bases 1 to 1713 code for a protein of 570 amino acids. The transcript is spliced from 4 exons. NCBI's taxonomy places the organism in Eukaryota, Metazoa, Chordata, Aves, Pelecaniformes, Ardeidae. Gene Ontology annotation, molecular function: protein binding. Gene Ontology annotation, biological process: extracellular matrix organization.